Messenger RNA from Phaeoacremonium minimum UCRPA7, 1215 nucleotides. Its product is annotated as putative trafficking protein particle complex subunit 11 protein. The transcript has a single exon. The record is from RefSeq and is a predicted model, not a curated record. Bases 1 to 1215 code for a protein of 404 amino acids. NCBI's taxonomy places the organism in Eukaryota, Fungi, Ascomycota, Sordariomycetes, Togniniales, Togniniaceae.
AUGGAGAUCAAGCCAUUAAACCUAAGAGGUCAAUAUUACACUAACGAGCUUAUCGAGCUUGCUUUCGAUAUUGUCAACGAGGAAGAUGCGGAUGCUCAGGUCAAACUUGACAUUGUUGUACUAGGUGAAGAUCCACCAAACUUCAGAGUGAAGGUCUCUGAUAAGGACGAGAGCCGAGCGCUCGCAGAUGGCGACGAGUCGAAGCUGCUGGCUAUCCCACUCGAUGUCCUCAAGAGUUCUGAGUCAAAUCGUGUAAAUAUUUUCUUGACACCACUGGAACGAACGAGCGCAUACACAUUGACACUAAAGGCGCACUACAACCUUGUCACAGACCCAGCUACGCCAAUCGUUCAAACUUCAGAGUUUCACCUCGACAUUGCAAGCCCCUUUGAGGCGAACUAUGAUCUUUUCCCGAGCCUACAUACGGAUGCUUGGCCAAGUCUGUUCGAUUACGAGGGCGUGCAAGGCUUCGACAAUGACAGUCAUGCUUCACAGCAACCUCGAGGUUUGUCCCAAGCAUGGCGCCUCGCCACACACUAUGCCUCUUUCGCUUCAGACGACCUCAAGGUUACAGACCUGGAUAUCGAUGUCGCACCUGCUCAUGGUGUCCGCUGCCACGUCACCAAACGAGAGAAGACUCCUGCAGAAGGCAUAUUGGUCAGCCCUAGUAAGAUUCAGGAUGCGGAAUUCGAAGUAGUGGCACAGAAGUCUAGCCUAGAUGACCGAAAUCCUGUCAGCCUUGACGUGACUUUCCUAAUCAAAUGGACUCGCCUGGGGGAAGAAGAGGUCAUCAACAGGACCAUCUUGCCAGUGCCCCGAUUGAAUAUCUUCGGCUCUGAGCCACGCGUAUUGGCAUCUGUCUCUUACACGAUGAAUGACCCGAGGCUUGUCCUGCUGCAAAUCACGAUCGAGAACCCAUCAAAUCACUUCCUCACAUUUGGCCUGACGAUGGACCCCAGUGAAGAGUUUGCCUUUUCUGGCUCCAAGCAGACGACUAUGCAUCUCUUGCCUCUCUCUCGUCGAUCUACUGUUUAUCGACUGCUUCCACUUGUGGAGGAUGCUUGGGUCAAGGAAACCUGGAUCAAGCCAACCCUAGUGGUGCGAGAUAAAUACUUCCAGAAAGUCCUGAGAGUAAUCCCGACCGAGGGCAUGAAGCUGGACAAGGACGGUUUUGUGGUUUAUGUACCAGGAAAGCAGGAUGUAGCGUCUCAAUAA